AUGGCCAAAUCAUCAAACGAUAUCAGUAGUAAUGAUAGUCAGUUGCAACGGUGCUCGGAGAGAUCCCGUCGGGUCAGCGUUCUUGCAAGCUGUUACAGUGUGAACACUAUCACCUCCACAGUUACUGGGUUCCACUACUGCACCACUAUGGGCACCGGGUUUAAGCCGUCUUCACGUCCUCCCCUUGACUUGUCCAUCAUUCCCGGCCUGGGAAUCAGCUGGCCAGGGAACAACUUAUCGGAGCAUAAAGGGGAGGCAACGCAUGCUAUUCCGGAAGAGUGUGAGAGGCUCUUCUGCGAGCACCUGUCUGUGAUAUUCCUUGGUGAGAGGAGAUUUACUGAGCAGGAGUCGCCUGGGAUGGGUGCGUAUCAAAGCCAGCCAGAAAUUGUCGAGGCCAUGCACACGCCGAUCCAGCAUUGGCUUGAGGUUUUGGACUACACGAACGACGUUACAUAUCGAGGGUUCGUGACUAGCACGAAUGAUGGCCAACCAACCAUAUUCGUGUUCUUCUCUGACCAGACUUUGGGCCACGGCCUCAAAACUGGUCUGGUGGCAUUAUUCGAGCUUGCAAGUAUUAGUGCAUUUCAAUGCCUUCAAAUUGUUGCUUGUAUCCCGCGUCCGCACAAUGCGGUCGAGCUCGAAAUCGUCAGGAACCUUGGGUGGUGUGGUUUUAAUCUAACUACCCUGCAACAAUGGAGUGUCGAAAAUGACCUCAGUCAUACAUUGAGCGAUAAGUGGCUCUUCUUAAGCGCCGAGCGUCACGGUUAUGGUAGAAGAGAAGCUCUGAUGUUUCCUAAGUUUCUACUUCGUCCAGGUAUCUUGCGCCCCAGACAGGUUGCAACCCCGGGGCCGUCAUCCGGACUAGACCCAAUACCUUGUUCGGAGGAGACGAGUAACGACACCAAUAAAUUCUUGAUGGGCCAUGUGUCCUGUAUCCGUUGCUCUCAUUGCGCGGCAGAUUUAUGCUUGACGUCGCAAAUAAUCAGCAAAGGUUUCACUGGCCGUCAUGGCCGCGCGUUGCUUGUGUCUGCACGAAUCAUUGCCAGUGCGGUUUCUAUUAGUCCAUCUUCCACAGCAACAGACUGUCUCCCAAAUACCAUCGUGCAGAAGCCCGUACCUCGUCGAUUGGUGACCGGUGCGCACAUGGUAAGCGAUCUAAAUUGUGCCCUCUGUGGAACUGUACUCGGCUGGAAAUAUGUUGCCGCAGAGGAGGAAUCGCAACGCUACAAGGUCGGCAAGUUCAUACUAGAGACCGAGAAAAUUACAACGUCGCCGUUCUGGGAGUCUGCACCGAAGGUCAAUCUGGUUCUUGAUUUUGAGACCCCAUGCUCUGAAGAACACCGGGAAAGCUUAUUGGAAGACGGUAUAGAGUUCGACAGCCAGGAUGAGGAUGAAUGCGAAGAUCUCUUCGCGGGAAUCUGGAGUCCUGGUCUAGCUAUGCGCCGCAAAAGUCGCAAAAUGGAACAUCAUCUUUCUAGGUUUAGACACAACCCAUCAUGA
Messenger RNA from Aspergillus japonicus CBS 114.51, 1500 nucleotides. RefSeq names its product yippee-domain-containing protein. The transcript is spliced from 5 exons. Bases 1 to 1500 code for a protein of 499 amino acids. NCBI's taxonomy places the organism in Eukaryota, Fungi, Ascomycota, Eurotiomycetes, Eurotiales, Aspergillaceae. The record is from RefSeq and is a predicted model, not a curated record. Gene Ontology annotation, molecular function: ornithine decarboxylase inhibitor activity.